GAACUAUUAAGAGCAGUGGCACUGCUGGGAAGCCACUCAGAUAUUUGGCCAUCUAGAGGAAGAGGAUCACAUAGUGUGAGUCUGGGAGAUAGCCUACAAGAGCAGCAUGAUAGGAAGUAAUAAGGGAAUGGGAAGAAAGUGAUUCUAGUUGCUUCACACAGGGUCCCUUGACUAGAACCUAGAGAAAUGGGUGAGACUAGAUUCCCCUCCCAAUCCCAGAAGAGGGGUUUGAACUGCAAGAUGCCUGAGGCUGUUGACUCUUUACUAAGGUUACUGGCUUGCUGACUCAGCAGAUAUGUUACCCCUGAAGAGGGGAAAGGCUACUAAAGAUCUGGUUAGAGGGCUGGAGUCACAACAAGGAACUACCAGAGAUGGUGCUAAAUGUUGAUGGGCUGAACAAAGGGGAAACUGAGGCAGACUCACCAAAACCCCUUUUCAACUGUGGGAGAAGGGAUACCAGUAGCUGAAAGCAAGCCUGGGCAGUGACAUACCCUCUUUCAGGCACCAUAGAAGGAGUAAGGAAGCACUUUGUUUAGUGAAACUGGCAGAAACUAAUUUACUUUGGUCAAAUUGGGUAUUGAGAUGAAAGUAACCUUUGGAACGUUAUUAUGGAAGCAACAUUGUAGGAGGGGUGACUAGUGAGGUGCUUGACAGAGGGUGUGUGGCAGAUCACUGGGAGGUCAGCUGCUAAGUGUACAAAGCGAGUGGUGACUCAAGAAGAUUUCUGAUAAUUUUGUUUGGUCACUAGCAUCACCAACCAGACACAAAUUAUUGGAUUUUACUUAUUUAAUUAAAUGGCUGUGGACAGUGGAGCCACAUGGUGAGGCCUGAGCAGAGCUAACCCAGGUAGAUCAAAAGAGAUUUCCCUGGCUGCAAAUCUAGGAGCUAAGAUAUUGGUUUCAGGGUUUGUGUUGGAAGGAGAAAGCCAGAGAAUAAGUUGUGAAUAUUCUGACCCUGAAAGAAAGCAGAGAGAUGUGGCUACUUGGGCACUCAUCUCACUGGAGGGGCAGACUUUGGGGUGAGGGGUCUGAGCAAGAAAACUACCUGCUGCUGUUGGUUUCUAGUAUGUUCAGGGAAACAGGACUUUUAGGAUAUCCUCGGUAAAUUAAAAUAGAAUAUAUCUGUGUCACUGACUUCUAACAAAACAAUCCUGCAUGCCCCUUUACAGCAGCUGCUCAGGCCAAAAGGAGCUACUUUGUGUCUCUGUUGGGGACCAGGGGUUGGGUGCUUACCUCCCUCAAGAUGAUAAAUCUGUUCUCCCUGACCUCAAAUUGCAGCCCCAGCUUCAGCUGCUGGGGACCUACCACUUCUCCAUUCACAAGGGUCAGUUGGUCAUAGACCUGGCUUAGCAUCCAAUCAGAUUGCUGCUCUUGGAUGAAAUGGGUGUCAGGCUACAACGUAGGCCUCCAGCAGCAUGUAGUCCCUGGACCAUCAGGGGUAUAGGAAGUUGAAGAUCCCCGUGACCUGGUCAGAAGUCCCCUAGCCAGGGUCCUGUCCUCUCCUAUCUCUGCCAAUUUUGCAGGUUCUGAGAGUUCUUCUGUCUGACCAAGGGCUGUUCCGUCAGGUAGCCAGCCUCCUCAUUCUUUCUGAACCUGUGCCAGGUGUUCCCAGUCUCUCCCCAGAAUGAUUGGACAGGCCAGAGGUGAGGCUAGCUGCAAACAGAGAGCCCUAGUGUGUUUUCCCCAUAAGUAGUCACACCUCCCUAGUAGGGCAGGGACUCACAUCUCUGUGUAUGCACUGCAGGAGAAUAAUUUCCCCUGUCUUGCCCCCAUGAUCAACUAACUGGUCUCUGACUAGGGCCUGGCUACCCCCUGAGUGCAUGAGGGCUGUGAUGUCCUACCCAGACUGUACAACCAGCUUGGCAAGGCUUCUUUCCGAUGCCUGGGUUUCUGCCAUCUGUGGUUACAGCCCAUAGAGAGCCAAUAUCACCAUAGAUGUCCUGACAGUCCAUGUGAAAACAGACCCCUGGGGUUGGAUGAGAGGUCUGUCCCAUGUCCUGAGUGAAGUUUUCCCAAUUGCGUGUCUUCCUCCCCAACCAGUGGAGUUGGAUUUGCUUAUGAUCUGCCCUUCUGGGUUCAGCCCUAGGUUGUCCCAACUUCUCAGUCAUCUCUGUUAGUGUCUGGGACCUUAACGUACCUCUUGCAGGCCUUGGGGAAAAGCUUGGGGAGGCUCUUUCAUCUAUCUGGCCCUAAAUUCAAACUACACCAGAACUCUGGCUGGUUAUAUCCCUCGACAAUAUUCAUCACCAUGCACUUUUGACAGAUUUCCAUGCCCAAUUUGGGGCUUUGUCCCAUCCUCCCACCCCGUCUCUGCUGGCGCCAAAGUUUGGUGUCAUUGGCCAUUUUGAAAUUUGUGUGUGUUUUGAAUAGGGGAAAUGUGGUGUGUUUGUGCUUGGAUACAUUUAGAGAAAAAGGUUGAAAGACUAGAGUGAGAGAGUUUGGGUAAGGCUUAGAGAAAAAAAGAGAGAGGUUAUUUUGAUGUGAUUGAGUAAGGAGAGCUGUUGGUAAAGGGCAGGUUAUUCAAGAAAAGAGUGUUGGUGUUACUGAACACAUGCAGAGUGAAACAUCUUACCCCACCACUGCUGGUAGUGAAAUGAUCGCUGGUUUGGGCCAUGCUCCUGGGGAGCUAGCCCCGCCUUUUGGUGGACCAAUCAGAGGCUGUUUUACAGCUAGGUCACAGAAUGCACAUGUUUAAAAUCUCAAACUACAGGAUUGGGUCAACAAAAGCCUUUUAGAAAUGGACUAUUGUGGGGUGAGUUAUUUGAAAAACUCUAACCAAUGAGCAUUUGGCCAGCUGUAUAAACCAUUAUUUUUGCGAGCGGAGUUUUAAAACCAAGAGCCUAGACACAAAGACACGUGCAUGUACAAGACACCUACAGAUGCCAAAAAGCUGGAACUAUCCCUGGGCGCACCAGAGUGUAUUCAGAAGAGAAGACCCCUUAACGCUUAUUUUGCUAACGAGACAGGACCAUUGCCGAACCCCGUAUUUCAUCCUGAAAGUGAACCAAAGAAACAGGAAGACUUUAUGGAGCCACAGCCCUUGGUAAAAGGGAAAAAAAAGGAUAAAGUGCGAAAAAAAUUGUUGCCAGCUUUGGAGGAAGCAGACUCAAAGGCAGAGAUAGGAAUGGAAGAAGAACCUGCAUAUGAGGACAUGGCAACGGAGGGACCAUCGGUGGAUAGCAAUGUUGAGAACCAACUGAUAGACCCCGAGUCCUGGAAAGAUGGUGACGUUGUUACUGGCAAAGCAACAGAAGCGCAUGAUGAGGUUGCUGAAACGAUGACCAACGGAGCCCCUGUGUGUGCUGAUUCAGAAUCAAAUGACACAGCCUGGGGGUGCAACGAGCGAUUGUCAAAUGUAGACCCAAAAGAACAUGAUGAGGAAGGUGCCACUGGGGCCAACAGUUUGUCGGGGAUGAUUCAGAAUUAGCUGAGGGUACGAUUGAGACCUCUUCAGAGGAGGAAGAGGAUAGAGAGGCGUCCUUUGAGAAGAAUAACUGUGAUAUGCACCUGUUUUUGCAUGAAGCAAGAUUUAAAGAAAGUCUGUGUGUUUAUUUAAAAAAAAAAAAAAAGAGGAUGACCAGCAGAGCUGCGAAGAUAUUAUGACCAAUAUUAGGGCCAUUGUAGUAAAAACCAUUUACCACUGCUUGAAAAAACAACUUUUGGAAAACUGUGCAGCCUGCGUGGUAAAUGAACCCAACCCAUUUAGUCACCCCUGUAUCUUUUUGGGGUCGCUCAGAAGUAUUUCACCAGAUUAGACGUAUUUCUUCUAAAUUGAACAUGACCCCACUUCUAAAUAUAAUUAUAGCCGAAGGCUACAAACUGAAAAAGCUUAACAUGACCAUUGUAACUGAUGUUGUUAAAAUGAUCAGGGAGGUUGCAGAGACAUCUGACACAGUGGCCUUGCUGGUAAGCCUGUCAAAUGAGGUGGCAGCCAAAAUUGGCCUAUCAGUGCGUAGCAGGGUUCGUAAAAUGGAUUAUAAAAUGUUUUACAUGCCAGCUCCUUACCCUAAAGGGUCAAAAAAAUUAACAAUUAAGCUGUAUUGUAAAACAAAGUCUGUAUAACCAUUUCCUAUAUUUUGCUUAUGCAUUAAAUAAAUGUGUAUAGUCGUACCAUAUAUUACUUUGCUGUGUCAUUAA
Messenger RNA from Mauremys reevesii (Reeves's turtle), 4136 nucleotides. RefSeq lists its product as uncharacterized. The record is from RefSeq and is a predicted model, not a curated record. Bases 2860 to 3426 code for a protein of 188 amino acids. NCBI's taxonomy places the organism in Eukaryota, Metazoa, Chordata, Testudines, Geoemydidae. The transcript is spliced from 5 exons.